Messenger RNA from Exophiala aquamarina CBS 119918, 5235 nucleotides. RefSeq lists its product as uncharacterized. The transcript is spliced from 4 exons. Gene Ontology annotation, biological process: mitotic spindle organization; microtubule-based movement. The record is from RefSeq and is a predicted model, not a curated record. Lineage: Eukaryota; Fungi; Ascomycota; Eurotiomycetes; Chaetothyriales; Herpotrichiellaceae. Gene Ontology annotation, molecular function: microtubule binding; ATP binding; microtubule motor activity. The coding region runs from base 1 to 5235 and encodes 1744 amino acids.
AUGUACUCGGCCCCGUCGCCAGAUGCUUCUCAGAAGCAACGACCACAAAGUAUGCUCGGGAAACCGCCUCCCCGAAGUCAGAGUCGCAUGAGCCAGAGCAGUAAACAUGGCGGUAGCAGAGCAUCAGACGAGGAUGCGAAGUCUUCGGUCAAAGUCGUUGUUCGCGUUCGACCACCUCUUGGUCCUACAGAUCCGGGAUAUGAUCUGAUUCCGCAACGAUUUCAACGCUCCAUGGUCCAGGUAAACACAAAUACAAGCCUUGCCGUAGAAUCGCCGCAAGGAAAAAAGAUCUUCAUAUUCGACCGUGUAUUUGAGGAACACACUACUCAGCAAGGUGUUUGGGAUUAUCUGCAAGACAGUGUCGACUCAUUUCUUCAGGGCUACAAUGUCUCGAUACUUGCAUAUGGUCAAUCUGGCUCUGGCAAGAGUUACACCAUGGGCACUUCCGGGCCUAGGGAACAGUUUGAACCCAACUUGAAAGGUGUGAUUCCACGUGCCGCACAACAUCUCUUUAAUAGUCUUAAUGGUACUUCCGGUGCGCACAGUCGACAUAAUUCCGGAUUGAAAUCUCCCAUGAGGUACUCGGUGACAAGCCUGAACCAAGUAAUGCAGAAUUCCAAGUCAUAUAUGGAGAAAGGCUGGGAGAUGUCAGUCACCUAUGUUGAAAUCUACAAUGAACACCCCCGAGAUCUGCUUCUGCCCGAAGACUCGACAUUUACAGAAAGAGCCAAUGUCCAAAUUCGCGAGGAUCCCCGCGGACGGAUCUUCGUCGAGGGAUUGAACUCAGUGCGCAUCACAUCCAUAGAGGAAUUACUACGUACCCUAAAUCAUGGUUCGACGAUACGGCAAACAGAUGCGACUGCGAUAAAUGCUCGAUCUUCUCGGUCGCACGCCGUUUUCACCAUCAACCUCCGACAGACAAGAGCUCAAGGCUUCAAUGCCAAUAAACGAUCAUCAGCUCAUCUUGACAACAUGUCAAACGGCGACAUGCCCAUGACGGUGGAAAGUAAGCUUCACUUUGUCGAUUUAGCCGGGAGUGAGAGAUUGAAAAACACUGGUGCGACUGGCGAUCGUGCCAAGGAAGGGAUUUCUAUCAAUGCUGGACUGGCUAGUUUGGGCAAGGUCAUAUCUCAAUUGUCGUCGAGAUCCCCAGGAACCUACGUGUCGUACCGCGAUUCCAAAUUGACCCGGAUGCUUCAAGAUUCUCUCGGUGGCAAUGCAAUUACAUAUAUGAUUGCUUGUGUCACGCCGGCCGAAUUCCAUCUGAGCGAAACUCUCAACACGGUGCAAUAUGCUCAACGAGCCCGAAAUAUCCAAAGCAAACCCAAGAUUCAACAGAUUGAUGAUGGUGGUGACAAGCAAGCUGUCAUCGAACGACUGCGAACAGAGAUCGCCUUUUUGAGGCAACAAAUUCGAAGUGCUGAGAAUGGCGAACGACGGAAUGGAAUCAUAUCUGAGCGCCCUGACCGGCCCAAUGAGCGCGAAACCGAAAUGCAGAACCAGUUAUUAGAUGUCCAAGAAAGCUACAACGCACUCAGCCAGCGACAUGCAAAGCUCGUAUCUGAACUCACCAAAAGUUCAGACGCUAACGACCAGAUCAACUCAAUAGCGGGUGAGAGUGCUGUGGACCGACUGAAACGAUCACAAGCAAAUCAAGCAAUGAUCGAACAGGUGGUCAUGGAAUACGAGAAGACAAUUCAGAGUCUCGAGACAAACCUUUCCACAACCAGAGGCUCUCUAGCUACCACUGAAAGCAAUCUUCUAGAAAGAGAGACGAAAUGUGCUUAUGUGGAAACAAUGAAUCAACAACUGAAUGCUCGAGUCCAGAAGCUGAUGGAUAGGGAGUCGAAUACAGAGCAAUAUCUGCAUGAUUUGGAAUCGAGACUCGAAGACCAAAGCUCUGGUGGUGAAAAGAACGAUGCCGUUAUCUCUGAAUUACGAAAAGAGAUUGCGAGAAUCCGCGAGAGCGAAACAAAUGCUGAAGACUACAUUUGCACACUUGAAGAGCGCCUCGCUGAAUGUGAUCAGGAUAUGGAGAUCAUGCAGCGAGAAGUUGAGCGACUUGAACACCUGGUGGAGCGUCAGAGAAGUCUGGGAAAGCUUGACAAUCUACUGUAUGAACUGGAUCAUAUCCAGGACAAGGAUGGAAAACCCAAGCAUCCAAAUGCACUGCCAUCCGCUUCUACUGCCGAGGAAGCGGUAGACAAUACCAGACAACAGGAGGCUUUGCAAACCGCAAAAGAAAUCGAGCUUCCUGUCCAAGACGAUGAUGAAGAACUCAACCAUGGCGCUGAAGAAACCGCGGAGGAAUCUCUACAGAAAGCUGCCAAUGCCGAGACCGAUGAACAGGGACUUCAUAAGUUGCAGAAGGCUAUGGUGGUGACAACAUCCUUAAAACCGGUUCAAGAAGAGGACAGCGCUCCAAGUCCAGCACAGUCCAGGUUUAUCACAGAGAAGUUCGAAUCUGUGAGUCAAGAAUUGUUCGAUCUUCGACUGGAGCAUGAAUCUACCAUCAACGAUUUUGACCUACUUUCCGCUAAGUACCAGGAAGCCCUGCGUACUCUGGCCGAAAUGCAAGAGCGUAUUGACGAAGAUCGACAAUCAUCCUUCUCACCACAAGUCCGAGAGUCAGAGCUUCCCCAGAGUCCAUCUUUUUUAGUGGACGAAGAAGAAGGUCGCCAGGAAUUGGAAGAUGGACAAGACUUACCCUCUUCGCGAUCACUAUCAUCGGAAUUAUCCUUGGCUGGGGAGUCAUCAACUUCAGUGGAUACAGACAUUACGCCGGUCUCUAAAGCAACCAUUUCAAGAGAUGUUGCGACUUUGGAAAUCGAGCGACUCCAAAAUCUCCUGGCGGAGCAUGAACGGAAUAUCCAUGAAGUUACGGAACAGUAUACUCGGCUACAGUCGGAUCAUAAGGAAACUUUGACAACUGUUGAGAGGCUGAAGACGCAGGUACAACGUACGAGGCCGUCAUCACCUGGCACCCCUGGUAUGCUCAGGAGGAUGACUUCGCAAAGUGGAUCUGGCGUUGAUCGAGGCCAACGUUCGGUGACAGCUCUAAGAACACUAAUGGCCGAAGAAUUCGAGUCCAAGCCUGAUCGAAUGGAAACGGCGGAAGUUCAUCUGUCAGCCGCGAACACUGAACUGCAUGCACGUCUGGAUCGGAUUCAAGCGUUGGAGGCCGAAGUCAAGAACGCUAAGAAAGAGAUGGAAAUCAAAUCGACCAUCAUUUCUGGCUUGACAAGAGAAAGAACGAGUAUCAAAACCGGCUCUCCCGUAGAUUUGAAUAUGGUUUCUCAACUUCGAGAUCAGAUCAUUCAAAAGGAGACUGAACUCAAAUCUCUACAUGAAGGCUAUGGCCGCCGUGAACAAGGCUUGCAGGAAGAGAUGCAAAGAUUGCUCGAAGAGAAAUCAAAGGCUGAAGAACCCUCGCUAGAACAUGAAGCACUCAUCACAUCCUUGAGACAGCAGUUGGCUGAGAUCAGCUCGAAACACCAAUCUGUUCAACAAGCUGCCGAAGAAACCGAGAAACAGUACAUCAGAACCAAGUCAGAACUCGAUGCCGCUUUAGCUAGCGUGGUGACGCUCAGAGCUGAACAACAAGCACAAGAAACUGCAGCAGACGGCGAUGAUGCAUUUGAACGAGCUGCUGCGGCUUCCGCCAUGCAGAUUGAGCGUAACAACUACAAAUCAUUGAUUGAUAAUUUGAAGAAAGAGCUCGAAGAACAACAAAAGUUGAGCGCCGAACAAGCCGAGAAGAACAACGAACUCCGAGAGCUUCACGUCGCCCUUACCAAUGACUUUGACUCUCAAGUUGAGUUGUCUAAAUCGCAACAACAGUAUAUCCUUUCUCUGAAAGCUGAAAUUUCACAGUUGGAACAGAAGGUUACAGAAGCGGAAGCGGCUGUUGAAUUACACAAGAAGAGUCUACAAUUGCUGCACGAUAAACAUAUAAGUGAGAUUGAGGAGAUGAAACUUGCCCACGGUGGCAAUCUUGCUGGCUACGAUGAUCAGAUAUCUGAGAUGAAAAUCAAGCAUGACAAGCACAUCAGCACAUACAAAGCCGACCUGGAGAAUGCCUUGUCAACGUUGCAAAAGCUUGUGUCAUGUGCUCAAAGUGCAUUCGGACAUCCGACCAACGCUGAUAUGAUCGCAACCCACAUUGAAGAUAUCAUGGAGGAGAAGCGACAAUUUGCUGCAGCUAACACUCGGUUGCUCAACACCAAUGCCGAAUUGGAACGACGUCUUGAUGGACGACAGAGUUUGGUUGAGUUGGAGGAAGAACUCGAGAAUGCCAACAAUAAGAUUGCCAACUAUCAGGAUACGAUUAGGAAUCUCGCAAAUGAAAUUGGUAAUCACGAAGAGAGCAUUCGCGACCGAGAUAAUCUUCUGAAAAAGCAAGAAGCGACAAUCGAGGCAAUCGAAGCAGAGAAGGCUAAGAAAAUGUCUCUUAUUGAAGAGCUUGAGCAACAGCUGCAAAGCAGCUAUGACCAGCACCAUAAUCGCAUCUCCGUCAUCCAGGCUCAAGGCAAUCAAGCUUUGAUUGAUGCACAACAGAGAAUUGCGGCUCUCGAGAAGGACCUUGGAGAGCUUAAACCGAUUAACGAGGCUGGUUCCGACACUGGUUCUCGUAGCAACACCAUGAAGUCACAACGUCCUCAAUCUCCACCCAUGGAUGGCCAUCCACGCUCGAACUCGAUCAGUUCGAACUUGCGCAAAUCUGCGUCCAUAGCUUCCCUGCCAUCACCUCCUCCUGCGAUACCACUCCCACCGUUACCGACCCUUCCCGGGCUUCAAGUUGCUCCGGCCAACGCAAACAAUCCUUCCCCUCCACAAUCUCGCCACGCGUCUAAAGAAAAUGUGCGCCGUCAAUCAGCCUUGAUUGAAGAGCAAGAAGCCCGCCUCCGCACGAUUGAGAAACACCUGCACGCCGAGAAACAACUGACAGCCACGUUAGAAGAAGCACUUGUUGAUCUCGAAACUCAGAGCAAUAAGCUGCGCGUGGACGCCGAAUCAUGGAAGAAGAAGGCGUGGUCCAUGGAGGAAGAACUUGCAGGCCUGAAGAAGGAACGACGAUCCGAUAGACUGAGCGUCCAGGCCGUCGAAGAAGAGGUCAAGAAGCGACGGGAGGCCGAGGCAGCACGUGCACAGCUUGAAGAAAGAAUGAAGAUGUUGACGGUCGGACGAGACGGCAAGGCCAAGAAAAGAAAGGGAAGCUCGUUGAAUUGUUUCUAA